AUGCAACAACAAGCACUUAUCACACUCACACAAGACGUCGAACACGGAAAGAAACUUCAAAAUUAUCUCGAAAAAUUAGUGGACGAAGCACGGAAGAACAUUCAGCACGCGCAACAACAAUACAAAAUUCGAUAUGAUCAACAUCGACAAGAAUUAUCAUUGAAGAUUAACGAUUUAGUUCUGAUUAAAACGAGAAGCACGCGGAACAAAUUCGACAUUCGAUAUGAAGGUCCAUUUAAAAUUACGAAGCAAUUAGGAAGAAAAACGUUCAUUGUCCAGCAUGUCAAGAAAACGACGUCAACAAAACAAGUUGCAAUGGAUGUCAUCGUUUCGAAACGUCCGGCAAUAACACGACACAGUCGAAUUCACCACAUCACAGAACACGCAAGAAAAUAUACGUCGAUAACAUCCAAGGAUCCCACUUAUAUCUAUACGUACACACAUACAACCUCGAUUCGUUCAAACAAAACACAAGGCCAGCACCAACAGGAAAACAAUUGCGGAACCGAAGAAGAAACGCGAAAAAGUUCGAGAAAAACGAGCGAUUACGAGUGCAAUAGUCUCAAUAUCGCCCAACACACAACAUCAACAUCAUCCACACCCAUUGACACCAUCGAACAAUUGAUAUGUCGAGCCGCAACAACGAAAAGAUACACCAUCGACACCGAAUCUCAAUCGGAGGAAGGUGGAAACACAGGUGCAUUAAUACAAAUUGAAAUGGUACAUUCAAGUGACGAUUCAACGGACCGAGAAGAUGAAGAAGUCACGCAUCCGAAAACGGAAAGUCGUGAAACAACAGAAGUAUCAUUCGACACUCCUGGUGACAAUGAUUUUUAUGAUGACGAUGAUGAUGGGGAUUAUAAAGAUACGAAGAAGACUAAAUAUUCAUUACAAGCAGCGGUUGAAAUGACAUUACAAAGAUUCCUCGACAAAGCAUUUACACGAUACCCAUGGAGUUAUGGAUUGGACUUGGCAUUGGAUACAUGGCAACAAAAACUAUUUCAAAAGAAACAUUACGAUAUGCAAGUGGAAAGACAAACUCGGGUCAAUUUAAUCAAUUACACCGUACAUGAUUGCACGGCAGUUACUGAAAUCUACCGAGUGAUGUAUCCGGAACGAAAGAACCAAACCAGCCAUCGACAACAAACAGCAACAAAAACAAUAUAUCCCGAUCCAACUCCGAAAAUCACACCGUCGAAUCAGUGUUAUCAAGACGAUCUUUCGGAUAUCAGUGACGACGAAAUAGAAUUAUACUUAUCACAAACCAAAGUCAAAUAUCACCCAGUUCAAGCGAAUCGACAACAGGAACCGGCAAUGGAACUUGAAAUAGAACCAGAUGUCGAACUCGAAACCAACCCAGAACAGCAACCGGAACGAACACCUAAACCGAAACGAACAGAAGAAGAAGAACGUCAACGAAAGAAAGAAAUUCAACGACGAAAAAACGAAAAAUACAAAGAGAAGAAACGCACUCGUCCUGACUCUGUACAUCGAAUCAUACGACCCAUCUAUUAUCGGUAUGAUUAUCGAAAAAUCAGGGCGCAGCUGCAAGAAGACGAAGUCCGUCACACGCACCAGAUCCGAAUCAAUGAAGCAAAAUCCGAAGUGACAAUCAACUUCAAAUCGGACGAGCUGAGAGAAGACGGGAAAAAGAAAGUCCCGAUCAGCUACUUCACACACAGUCAAUAUUACAAACGUUGGAAACAGAAUUAA
Molecule: messenger RNA, 1713 nt
Organism: Adineta ricciae
Lineage: Eukaryota; Metazoa; Rotifera; Eurotatoria; Adinetida; Adinetidae
Source: the annotation of a GenBank genome assembly